Molecule: messenger RNA, 1952 nt
Organism: Carassius auratus (goldfish)
Lineage: Eukaryota; Metazoa; Chordata; Actinopteri; Cypriniformes; Cyprinidae
Exons: 8
Coding region: 609-1364 (251 amino acids)
Source: RefSeq, a predicted model, not a curated record
UGGGUCUUAUCGCUCCCUCAGGAAAGCUGAGUCAGCCAUCUUGAAUUUGCCUUGAUGCGGGUGAAGUUUUGGCAAGCUCAUGUGGAUGUGGAACACAGUUUAAUUUGUUUUUAAUUGUUUAUAUCUGUUUGGAAUGCGUACUUUUAUACCCCCGCUUCAAACCACCACCACCUCAGUUAUUUUCAUUAGUCUUAUUGCUCUCAUUUUCUUAAGCGCUGUCUUAUCAUCAGCCCUGAUUUGUUCAUCUUACAGCAGUGUAACGUUAUCAGCGGGUUUCCUGGAUGAACUACAUUACCCAUAAUGCAUAUUUGCCCGGGACAUUGACGGUUGAGGAAGGUCCAUGAGUUUUGAAUUCUCUGGCGGAGUCCGAAAGCAUAACGUUAUUCCUGAUUCCCGCCGUUUUCGCUGUUCGUCAUUAAUGCAUGCUCAAGUGUGUGGUUGUGAGAUCUUCUCGAAAUAAUUUUAACAGUUCAGAUAUCGGACUACAAAGAGUGCUACAGAGAGUCAGUGUUUCACUAUCAGACAGGUGCCAAUAGAAAGCUCGAAAAGCUGAGGUCAACUACAUCAUCAACCUAUCAAAGGAUCAAACCCCAGCCACUCUGGAAACAAUGAGAGAAGAAAUCAUACAUGAAGUCGAAAAGACUGAGAGAAACCAUUUAGUCAUAGGCAAGCUCAUGAACACAACCUAUGCCCUUCGUCGCCAAGAAAUCGUUGGAGCUCUUGUAGCUCCACGGGUGAGAGAUGUCGUGGAUAGAUGGCCAGCCCUACUUAUGGAGUCACAGGUGUUUGCAGAGUUCCACCGAAUCAACAAUGUUAACCUGUGCAAUCAAUUCUACAAGGAGCUGGACAGACACACGCCUAAACUCAUUACCUUGUUCAGAGACAAGGCCACCAAGACUGGCAAGAUAGCGGAGGAGCUAGCCAGGCUCAUGAUGAUUUAUGACCUUCAGGAACAACGUAAUGUAAAUAUAAGACGGGCACUCGUCCUUCGUGCUCUUCCUGUGUACCUGCGUGAAGAUGCCUUCAAGUUCUUCAGGACCUGUAAUUCAGCAGAUUGUCCAGACCUCACUGACACUCCGGUGGCUCUCCUGACAGUCGUCACGGAUGACACUAUUAAUGCGGCCCUCUUCAGCCCUGAGAGCAUCUGUAUCGUCGUGGAGGAUGAAAUACUUGUGAGUGGUCCCACGACUCUGGCUGACUCAUUUCUCCUGCUCUUUGGGUAUGUCUAUGCACUAGACCUACAGUACCCAAAGAAUCUUGAACUUACAUUCACAUUUAUCCAAAAAGUUGUGAUGUGUCUUGAGGACAACAAACCACUGAAAGGGCGUCUACUGAUGCUGAAGAAUGAUUUGUUUAAUGAGUGAAUCACUCAGGAUGGAUUAUUUGAGUUGAGUUGAGUAUUGAGAAAGUCCCUCCCUUUUUACAAAUGUAAUAAUUUGCCUGUUCUACCUCAGAUUUAAGAUCUGACACUGUUUGCCUCUUCUACCUCAGAUUUAAUACAUUGAUUAGGACAUUGAACUUGAUGUUGCCAGUUGAAGUACAACCAGUACUUUAUUUGAAUGUUUUAUUAUUGACACAUAUUGUACUUUAAAAAACAUUUUGUUUUUAUGCGGUCAUUUUCUAUUUUUUUUAAUUUCACAAGCACUUUUUGACUCCUGCUCCUUUGAUUUAUGCCUUUUAAAAAGUGCAUUGUAUUAAAUAAAAAAAGUUGUUAAAUUGCCACUGUGGUGUCACUUUCAUGGUUUCUAACAUUAUUAGCUGAUUGUGUAGUGGGCCGACAUCAGUAUUUCAGUUUAGAAUUAAUUUUGAGUGCAUCACCCACAUUAAGAGUUAAAAUUUAUUGAAAAUUUUGAAUGUAUUUCCCAAAUUAUAUGAGUUGGAAAAUAUUGAAAAUUGAGUGUAUUUCCCACAUUAUAGGAGUCGAAAAAUAGUGAAAAAUUUAAGUGUAUUUC